Molecule: messenger RNA, 903 nt
Organism: Cannabis sativa
Lineage: Eukaryota; Viridiplantae; Streptophyta; Magnoliopsida; Rosales; Cannabaceae
Exons: 5
Coding region: 31-903 (290 amino acids)
Source: RefSeq, a predicted model, not a curated record
CAUUUUUUUCCGUCUUCAAAGUAAAGUAAAAUGUCAGCUACGUUAGCGACAUACCACGGUGGGGAUGGUGAUGGCAGGGAUCCCCCUGAUCCUUCUAGGGUACCGUCGUCUUGCGAAGCAGUUCCACCUCCGGUCAGAAAGGGUCGUGGGGUUGCCGCAAACGCUAAUCUCGAAAAAAAAAGGAGAGAUGCUGGUAAGCCCUUGCCGGUGGAGGUAGAUCUUGAAACAGGCAAAGUUGUUGGCGCUGAAGCAAGCAAUUAUGUUCGAUUUCUUGGCCAACAAGUAAGCAUGUUGUGCCCGGGUGGUCAUCUAAAUUUUUCUGAUGUACCCCAACAAUACAAGGAUCAAGUGCUCAAUCGAAUUAGAUACUACUUUGAUAUCGAUGGGAAUCCCCAUCGAGACCUACUUAUGGGGACUUUAUAUUCGGUGAUGGCGGAGCGGUAUAGUGAGCGAAAGACACUCAGACACAAGCAUUUCAAACAACAUUACAAAAAACCAGAAGAUUGGGACACAGUUCUCAAAUUCCCCCCUGACUACUUGAAUACCGAGACUUGGAAACCGGUUUGCGAAUUGUUCGUUAGCGAGGCAUUUUUGAAUCGUUCAACUAAAAAUAAAUCGAAUCGGCAACUAAUGAAAUAUCCAACAACGCAAGGCACAAAAUCGUUGGCGUCCAUACGCCACGGAAUGGGGGGUCCUCCUGGAGAGCAUGUAGUUGAAGCAUGGAAGGAGAUCCAUGUGAAAAAACCGUCUGGAACUUUCGUUAAUGAAUUAGCUGCAAAAGAUUAUGAGGAACUGAUCAAGGAGCUUGAUAGGAAGCGACUGGAACGACAAUCCCAGAGCGAUGCGGGACCGAAUCCGAAUACCGAUGCGGUUAUCAGUUUGACGUUAUGGAAACAGUUCUAG